CAAGAGAGGCCGGAGCAGUCUUACCCUAAUGUAAGAUGGUGGCCCGUCCGGCUGUGGAACCCACGGAAAGCCGAGAGUCCCCCUCUCAGCCAUAAAGGUCGGACUUGGAGGAGCCAUCCGGCCCUAUCCCGACGAGGCCUGCCCCGGCAGCCGCUCAGCAGUCACUUGCGAGGACGCGCCAGCCCGUGGGCUCGGGAGGAGGAGAAAGCGAGGUCUUCAGAGUGCUCCAUUUUAAUUUUCAGUGCUGACCUUCCUUCUCCCUUAAGUUAUUAUAAACUUUUUUUGCUGCUGUGUAUACACGUGAAGAUGUCUCGCAGUCCUGAUGCAAAGGAAGACCCUGUGGAAUGCCCCCUUUGCAUGGAGCCCUUAGAGAUCGAUGAUAUCAACUUUUUCCCUUGCACUUGUGGCUACCAAAUUUGCCGCUUCUGUUGGCAUCGUAUUCGCACUGAUGAGAAUGGACUUUGUCCUGCUUGCAGAAAGCCAUAUCCAGAGGACCCAGCAGUGUAUAAACCACUCUCCCAGGAAGAACUGCAAAGGAUAAAGAAUGAAAAAAAACAGAAGCAGAAUGAAAGGAAACAGAAGAUAUCAGAGAAUCGUAAACACUUGGCAAGUGUACGUGUGGUACAAAAGAACCUUGUUUUUGUGGUAGGACUCUCCCAGCGUUUAGCAGACCCAGAGGUUUUAAAACGACCAGAAUAUUUUGGGAAGUUUGGUAAAAUACAUAAAGUUGUCAUCAAUAAUAGUACAUCAUAUGCAGGCUCACAGGGUCCAAGUGCCAGUGCUUAUGUCACCUAUAUCCGGUCAGAAGAUGCUCUCAGAGCCAUACAGUGUGUCAACAACGUAGUAGUAGAUGGCAGAACACUUAAGGCUUCUCUAGGUACAACAAAAUACUGCAGUUACUUCCUAAAGAAUAUGCAGUGUCCAAAACCGGACUGUAUGUAUCUACAUGAAUUGGGGGAUGAAGCAGCUAGCUUCACAAAAGAGGAAAUGCAGGCGGGUAAACACCAAGAGUAUGAACAGAAGCUACUUCAAGAAUUAUAUAAAUUAAACCCCAAUUUUCUUCAGUUAUCUACGGGUUCCGUUGACAAGAAUAAGAACAAAGUGACGCCACUGCAGAGCCCCAUUGACAAACCUUCAGAUUCCCUCAGUAUAGGGAAUGGUGAAAAUUCCCAACAGAUAUCUAACAGUGAUACACCAUCACCACCUCCUGGUUUAUCAAAACCUAAUCCAGUCAUCCCCAUCAGUUCAUCUAAUCACAGUGCAAGGUCCCCUUUUGAAGGGGCAGUAACAGAGUCACAGUCACUAUUCUCGGACAACUUCCGGCACCCCAACCCUAUCCCUAGUGGGCUACCCCCAUUCCCCAGUUCCCCACAGACUUCCAAUGACUGGCCAACAGCACCAGAACCACAGAGCCUCUUCACAUCAGAAACAAUCCCAGUGUCAUCCUCUACAGACUGGCAAGCAGCAUUUGGCUUUGGUUCCUCUAAACAGCAAGAGGAUGACUUGGGGUUUGAUCCCUUUGACAUCACUCGCAAAGCCUUAGCAGACCUGAUUGAGAAGGAACUGUCAGUCCAAGAUCAACCUUCCCUUUCGCCCACAUCUCUUCAGAACCCUUCCUCACACACUACAACCGCCAAAGGGCCAGGCCCUGGAUUUCUGCAUCCUGCCGCACCCACAAAUGCCAACUCUCUCAGUAGCACCUUUUCAGUCUUGCCACAGAGGUUCCCUCAGUUUCAGCAACACCGGGCGGUUUAUAAUUCAUUCAGUUUUCCAGGCCAGGCAGCCCGCUAUCCUUGGAUGGCCUUUCCACGAAAUAGCAUCAUGCACUUGAACCACACAGCAAAUCCCACCUCAAAUAGUAAUUUCUUGGACUUGAAUCUCCCGCCACAGCACAGCACAGGUCUGGGAGGGAUCCCUAUAGCAGACAACAACAGUUCUGUAGAGAGUUUAAAUAUGAAGGAAUGGCAGGACGGGCUAAGGGCACUUCUACCCAACAUUAACAUCAACUUUGGUGGACUGCCCAAUGCUUCUUCCCCCUCCAACGCCAACCACAGUGCACCAACGUCCAACACUGCCCCCACGGACAGCCUGAAUUGGGACAGCCCUGGCAGCUGGAUGGACCCCGCCAUCAUCACAGGUAUCCCAGCAUCAACAGGAAAUAAUUUAGACUCUCUUCAAGAUGACAAUCCUCCACACUGGCUAAAAUCCCUUCAGGCCCUCACAGAGAUGGACGGCCCCAGUGCUGCUCCGUCACAAACCCAUCACAGUAACCCCUUCAGCACACAGAUCCCUCUGCACAGAGCCAGCUGGAAUCCUUAUUCUCCCCCUUCAAAUCCCACCAGUUUCCAUUCCCCACCCCCAGGCUUUCAGACCGCCUUCAGACCACCCAGCAAAACCCCGACAGAUUUACUACAGAGUUCUGCACUGGACCGCCAUUAGAGAAGGAGAAAAAAACCAUUAGAAAUGCAGGAAUUGCCCCGCCCUGUCUCCUCCCUCUCAACUUACCCACAGUACCCUUCUCAUAACUUUCUUUCUGAAGAAUCCAGUUCCUGAUCAACUCUUUUUUCCCUUUCUUCCCACCCCCAGAUGCAAUGCGAUCACAGGGUCAUUACCUUUUUUUUUUUUUUUUUUUUUUUCCUUUUAAACCAGAAGAGUUUUUGCUGAUCCAGUGUUUAACCAACACUGUUGAUUAUUUCCUAAAAUGCCUUUUAAGGAGGAGAAAGAGAGAAAGUCAGAGCGAGAGAGAGCCAGAGCAAGAGAGAGUGAGAGAGAGCGAGAGUGAGGGAGAGAGC
Antechinus flavipes (yellow-footed antechinus) is the source of this 2792-nucleotide messenger RNA. It is a transcript of the gene CNOT4, whose product is annotated as CCR4-NOT transcription complex subunit 4. The transcript has 12 exons. The record is from RefSeq and is a predicted model, not a curated record. Gene Ontology annotation, molecular function: metal ion binding; RNA binding; ubiquitin-protein transferase activity. Lineage: Eukaryota; Metazoa; Chordata; Mammalia; Dasyuromorphia; Dasyuridae. Gene Ontology annotation, biological process: protein ubiquitination. Bases 307 to 2439 code for a protein of 710 amino acids. Gene Ontology annotation, cellular component: CCR4-NOT complex.